This is a messenger RNA of Galdieria sulphuraria, 1658 nucleotides long. Its product is annotated as archaeal ATPase. Lineage: Eukaryota; Rhodophyta; Bangiophyceae; Galdieriales; Galdieriaceae. The annotation marks the transcript as partial. The transcript has 2 exons. The record is from RefSeq and is a predicted model, not a curated record.
GACCUUGAAGGACUGGUUAUUGCCCUCAGAUGGCUUGCAACAUCGAUUCGCAGAAUUAUUAAAAAAGAAGACAGGAGGUAUUCCGUUGAUUUUAAAGAAUACUUUAGUAGCCCUAGCAGAGAAAGCUGCAAACUUGUCGCAACCUGUUAUCAACGAUGACAAUAUGGAAAGUGUGUUAGAUGAUAUUUUUCACUCUGUAGUACGAAAGACAACAACGUUUAUUGUUCCGGAGAUAUUAGAUUCUGCAACCCUUCUUCGAUAUCAAUUUGUUCUUUUCAAUUAUCAGCUCGGGACAGUUUUUCCAAUCAACUUUGCAAUUACUCUAUGUGGAACGACAACUUAUUUGAUGGAUUUGGUUGCAACUUUUGGGUUUUACUCUGAAGUUUUGGGCGAGGAAUUCAAGAUUGGUUGUUGUGAAUUUAUAUUGCGAGCUCAUAGCAACUAUAAAUUUUUCCGUGAGGCUACUGAACUUUUUCCUUUAUCUCCGUUUAGUUAUAUUCCCGACACUUCAACAGCAAAAGGAGUCUUCUUUGAAUUUGUAUUUAUGAAGAUCUUUCGUUUUCGCUUAUUAGCUUUUCUUCAUUCUAGUUCCUCGCAGAUUGUACAUUCUGCUAUUCCAGGAAUUUUCCAGGGUUCUUUUAUUGAACAGGACAAUGUUUCGUAUUCUAUAGAAUCAACAAAAUCUUAUGAUAUACCCAUCUUGAGAAAUGUCUCUGAUUCAUUUUCUGAUCAUUAUAGAAAAUAUUUACAACAUUGUGGUAUUUUUGUUCCAAAGGAGGGCAAUUCGAGUGGUCCUGAUGCAUAUGUUGUAUUCCAUAAUGGACAAACACGUUAUGUUGUUGGAUUUUCAUUCAAAUUUUAUCACAAAACUGAAUUUUCGAAAACAAAUAUUGAGGAAGAAGCCAAAAAUUUUUUUAAGGGAGUUGUUUCCGUUUUGAAUGACGAAUCUUUUUCAUCUGUUCAACUUCGUUUUCAGUUUGUGGUAGUAUGUACUAGAUAUGAUCAAUCUGUAGGUUUCUCUACCGAAGAACAUAAUAUUGUUGAAGAUGCAAGUCGUUUUGUGACUCAACAUUCUUCGGGAUCAACUUUGAAUGAAAGUAGUCGAUCAUGUCUGCAAUUGGUAAUUGUUUCUCAAAGGAACCUUGAAAUAUAUUUGGGAAGAGAUAAUGUCGAAACAUUGAGGAAAAUUGGGAAAGCAAACCGAGGAGAGUUUUCUAAAAACUUUUCAGUANGAGUGGCUCGAAAUAUAAGACCGAGAACCAAUGAGGAGAAUAGGAUGCAAACGGAAGAGCUUCAAAGUGCUAUGCAAGUGGAACGAAGUGUCGCAGCAUCGAGUUCUUUGUCUUCGUCAUUUGAUUGGAAUACUUUCUUAAGAGACCGUUGUGGUCUUUCUGAAGAGGAUGUUGCCUAUUGUUUGCCUAAGCUGUCCUUCAUAGGAGUAAGAGAUUUUGAUGGCGUUACGACAGAUUUUCUUUCCGAUUGUGGUAUCGAUAAUCCUUCACUAAGAUUGCGAAUUAUGUUAGGAAUACGACAGUUUUUAGCAAAGUAGCUUUUAUGGACUAGUUUGUGGUAUGCCCAUGAUUUCCCUGUAAAAGGUGAUGGAAGCCUUAUAGAAGUCGUAGUCCUAAUAAAGACAUGUAAUUUUUGUUUUUAUCUCA